Puntigrus tetrazona (Sumatra barb) is the source of this 1786-nucleotide messenger RNA. RefSeq names its product abl interactor 2-like. The coding region runs from base 1 to 972 and encodes 323 amino acids. Gene Ontology annotation, molecular function: protein binding. The record is from RefSeq and is a predicted model, not a curated record. NCBI's taxonomy places the organism in Eukaryota, Metazoa, Chordata, Actinopteri, Cypriniformes, Cyprinidae. The transcript has 8 exons.
AUGCACAGGAACCGCACUUACAGCGGGAGCAGUGGCGGCAGUCAUCCCAGCAGUCGCAGCAGCAGUCGUGAAAACAGCGGCAGUGGCAGUGUGGGUGUUCCCAUCGCUGUGCCCACACCCUCUCCACCCAGCGCCUUCCCAGUUGCUGGUGCCAGCACACCCUCAGCUCCGACUAACUCUGCUCAGCCUUCUGUUACGUCCUCUAAUUUAACCCCCACACAGCCCUCAGCCAACCCCACCUCAAUCCCUGAAUCUCUCCCCACUCACCCCGACUCUACUGAGAGCUCUCUGACCUCAGAUAAUGGCUCUCCUCCCUCUCAACCACCCCUCGCUUCAGAUGAAGCUAGUUCUACAUCCAGCACCAACCCUGGGACAGGUGGUCCUCAGUUCUACAGUAUGAACAGGCCCGUCCCCAGGCAGAUCUCCCCCACAGUGGGGGGUUCGCUGCCUUAUCGCCGAGCACCCUCGAUCUCGGGUCAGACUUCCAUGCCCCCCAGCCAACAGAACGGAGGACCCCAUUACAAUCAGAACCAAGCCUCAGUGGCCCCCCCUCCCCCCUCCGUACUGCAGAUCACACCCCAGCUUCCACUGACGGGUUUUGUGGCUCGCGUACAGGAAACCAUUUCAGAUGCGCCUCCUCCACCUCCCCCUUCAGAAGAGCCGGUGUUUGAGGAGACACAAAACCCAGUUCCACCCCCAGAAGACUACGAGGAAGAGGAGUCUUCUGUGGUGGAGUACAGUGACCCCUAUGCUGAAGAAGACCCACCCUGGGCUCCACAAACUUACGUGGAGAAAGUGGUGGCAAUCUACGACUACACGCAGGACAAGGAAGAUGAAUUGUCUUUCCAGGAGGGAGCCAUCAUAUACGUCAUUAAAAAGAAUGACGAUGGCUGGUUCGAAGGUGUGAUGAGCGGCACUACAGGACUCUUCCCUGGAAAUUACGUGGAGUCCAUCAUGCACUACACGGAGUGAGAGCGUCCUCCGUCUCUCCCCCAACCCUCAACGCCCACCAGCGCUAAUCUUACACUGCAGAAGAGUGCAUGUGUGCAUACAAACCAUGCUAAUAACAGGCCGUGAGACUUCAGAGAUGAGAGGUGCAACUGAAGAGAGGAAGCGACUUGGAGCCGGAAGACAGAGAAAAACACUAUUAGAGAAAUAAAACUAUAUUAAUAAACGCCAAUAAUAUGUUUACUGUUGAAUGAAGGAUACAGAGUUUUGAAGUUCGGGAUAAGCUAGAUUUAGUGCGAGUACAUUUUUAUUUUUGGAUAUUUCAUAACCUUUGCUCGUUCCACAGCAUUGUGGUGUUUUGGAAGGCAGCGCGGGGGCUGACUGACGUCUGAAAUGGAUUUGUUUUUGUUUUUUGAACGGUCUGAGGUGGAUUCGGGGUGCGCUUUACAGUGAGCUCACGCUCAAAAAGGGAGUUCAUUACAUUUAUGUUGGAGCAAGGAAAGUGUGGAACUGAACAGAAAAAGCCAAUAUAGAGAAGAAGCUUUCUAUUUAUUACAUGAUGUGACAGCUCAAGGUUUUUAAAUUUGUUUGUAAAGUGUUUUAAGUAAUUGUUUGAAUUAUCCUCUCCCAUCUAAUUAAAAUCAGUUUGAGCCAGAUGAUAUAGGAAAUAUUUGCACAAAGGUCUCACCCUGGUUUUACUAUAUUGAUUAAAUGUAUUUAAUGUUUGUUUUUCCCCCCUGAGAAUCGGUCAGCCCCAACACAAAUGCAGUAGACAUAUCUAAUAACCUCAUGAACUGUUUUACUUUUUGUUUGUUUUACAUUUAAAUAUUGUGUCAUG